Molecule: messenger RNA, 1212 nt
Organism: Ctenocephalides felis (cat flea)
Lineage: Eukaryota; Metazoa; Arthropoda; Insecta; Siphonaptera; Pulicidae
Product: P protein-like
Exons: 8
Coding region: 1-1212 (403 amino acids)
Biological process (GO): transmembrane transport
Cellular component (GO): membrane
Source: RefSeq, a predicted model, not a curated record
AUGCUUAUUAGCAGACGAAAGUUCUGUUUCCUUCAGACGCAAUUGUUCAUUGACAUAUUCAGAACAUAUGUUUGCGAUGAAAUUGAUCCGCUUCCCAAUGAUGAUAAUCCAAACGAAGAAGAGGAAGAUAGGUUGGAAAAUGAAAAUUCUGGUAGGAAGAUGGAUUACCUUUCCAUAAAUGUAGCAACUGUUGCGUCUAGGCCAAAUAAUGGGCAAAAAGCACAAUUUUCUGCACCCGCAAAUAGAGAUGCUUCUACUGUUGAAGGAGAUUUGGAUCAAGACACAGAUGAAGUUACUGGUCACAGAAAGCUGAAACCUUGGAUAAAAUCUUUAAAAAUAGGCCUAUUACUGGGAUGUUGGUUAUUGUUCACCGCAAUACUGAUGACGAAAAAUGAAAGAGUUGAAACUCUUAAGCAAAUAUCAAUUCCAGUAGGAAAAGUUCGCAGUUUCAUUUUGCCAGAGAGAUUGAAUGGUGCCAGAUUACAAAUAGAACUAUCAGGAGCAUUUUUACCUGAGCAUUAUGGAAAUUUGUCGAUUAAUUAUAUUGAACUAUGGUUGGAAAUUUUGGAGGUUUCUCAAAGUGUGGAUCCUGCAAAUGCAUCUCACUUGAAAAAGCACGAAGUUCUAUACAUACAUAACAUUUCCGAUGCGUCUUUCUGGCGCCUGCCAAUAGUCUCCGAAGAUCUGUUCGAUAUUGUGCCAGAACUUACCAGAAGGCGCGUCUUCACUUUGGGAAGUUACCCGUCCAGGAAGAUCCCAGACAGCGUCGCCCGUGUUCGAAUGCGCACCAAUGCCGAGGCCAAUUUUCCUCUCAGCAUCGGAUACGAUGUCAGCCCCAUCGACAUGGAUGAUGGAGUUAUUUACGCCGCUGUUGUUCUUUUGGGGCUAUAUAUUUUGAUUGUGUUUGAGAUUGUUCAUCGUACAUUUGCUGCAAUUUUGGCAUCAACAAUGAGCGUUGCUAUUUUAGCAGCAUUGAAUGAAAGGCCAACAAUGUCGGAGUUGAUUUCUUGGAUUGAUGUAGAAACCCUUCUUUUGCUUUUCUCAAUGAUGGUUUUGGUCGCAAUCUUCUCAGAAACCGGUAUUUUUGACUUUUUGGCAGUUUACGCAUACAAGAUCACAUCUGGAAGAAUAUGGCCAUUGAUUAACUGUUUAUGUCUCUUCACGGCGAUAAUGAGUUCUUUCUUGGAUAAUGUCACACCGUCCUGCUUAUGA